AAGCACAUUCUGUUCUGGGCUGGGACAUAUAGUAGGCUCCAAACUGAAAAAGGCCAAUAAGCACACAGAAUGACAGAUACUACGACACAUGAGCAGCCAAGUCUUUCAGUUGACCUCCACGGCUAUCCUUAGAUACACACUCCUAUAUAUUAAUCCAACACAAUGCCAUGACAAAUCAACACUCUACACUUCCUCUCAACAGAGGAGACUUUAAAAGAGAAGACCCUUCUCUUCUCUUUCAUCUUGCCCACCACCUGUUUGUGAAUUGCCCCAAAGAAAAAUUCGACAUUUAAGAGAUGGAAAAUGAAGAAUCACCUCAAUUGAACAAAGUGGUCAUCAUAACUUUGCCUCCUCCUGAUAACCCAUCUUUUGGAAAGACUGUAUCUAUCUUUUCAUAUACUGAUGGCCCAUCUCAGCAACAAUUGAACCAAGUUCAAGAAAACCAAGAUGAAGAACAGCCCCAUGUGCCAAUUCAACCACCAUUUGGUAAUCAAAAUCGAGUCUUUUCGAGAAGAUAUGUGUUUGGUAGUCGUAUGAGUGCUUUAGGAUUUGUGGGUCUUUUCCUGAUGGCUGUGGUUUUGUGUUUUUCGGCGUACCCGAAAAGUCUUUUUCAAGAAAAUGGUUUUGGUGAUAACAGGCUUAGAGAUGAGAAUGAUGAUGAUGGGAAGCCAAGUACUUUUGUGUUUGAUCUUUUCCCGAAAUCGGGUAUGCCUGCAAAGUUGGGGAAUGAUGUUGAGCUUAAGUUGGGGAGGUUUGUUGAAGUGAAUACUGAUAAUGUUGUGUCUGCAUUGGUUGAUGAUGGGGUUAGAGCUAGUAAGAUUAAGGCUGCACUUUCGGCUGUGGAAUCUACUACCAUUUUACCUGUUAUGGGUGGUAGUUAUCCUGACGGGCUGUAUUAUACAAAAAUUUUGUUGGGAAGCCCUGGAAGACCUUACUUUCUUGACAUAGAUACGGGAAGCGACUUAGCAUGGGUCCAGUGUGACGCUCCAUGCACUAGUUGUGCCAAGGGACCGCACCCUCUCUACAAACCUAAGCGAGCUAACAUCAUUCCCUCAAAAGAUGCAUUGUGUGCUGAAGUUCAGCAAACUCAUAGAUCCGGAUACUGUGAAUCAUGCCAGCAAUGCGAUUAUGAAAUAGAAUAUGCAGAUCAUAGUUCUUCUAUGGGUGUUCUUGCUAGGGAUGAUAUUCAUUUAAUGGCAGCAAACGGAUCAGUGGUCAACAUGAAAGUUGCUUUUGGGUGUGCAUAUGAUCAGCAAGGUGUAGUUUUGAAUUCUCUGACAAAGACAGAUGGAAUCCUUGGGCUUAGCAGGGCCAAGGUCAGCCUGUCUUCUCAAUUGGCUGGCCAGAAGAUCAUAAAUAAUGUGGUAGGGCAUUGCCUUACUGCUGAUGCAGCUGGUGCUGGAUAUAUGUUCUUAGGAGAUGACUUUGUGCCUCAACGGCAAUUAGAGUGGGUUUCAAUGCUUAAUAUCCCCACCACGAAUGCUUAUGUUGCUGAAGUAUCCAAAAUAAGUUACGGGAACACGAAGCUUAGUCUAAAUGGUUUGGACAAUGGACAUGUGAUUUUUGAUAGCGGUAGUUCUUACACCUACUUCACAAAACAAGCAUAUGCUGAUUUAGUUACUACUCUUCAAAGUGUUUCUAAUGACGACCUUAUUCAGGAUGAAUCAGAUAGUACGCUACCCCUAUGUUGGCGAGCUAAAAUUCCAAUAAGAGCUGUAUCUGAGGUUAAGCAAUACUUUAAACCUUUAACCUUUCAAUUUGGGUGGAAGUGGUUGGUUUCAUCUGUGAAGAUGAGGAUUCCACCAGAAGGGUAUUUGGUUGUAAAUAACAAAGGUCACAUUUGUCUGGGAGUUCUUGAUGGAAGUGAGGUACAUGAUGGGGCCACUAUUGUACUUGGAGAUGUCUCUUUGCGUGGACAACUAGUUGUCUAUGACAAUGUUAACAACCUUAUUGGAUGGAUGCGAUCUGAUUGUGUCAAGCCUCAAACUUCGACUAGUCUCCCUUUUCCUUGAGGAUGGUAUUUUUGGAUGCUGCAGUAUAGAGUAUAGGUUCAGCUGUCAAGUCACUUGCACAAUUGUCUGUAUCUUUCACCCUUGUCAUCGACAUUUUUUAUGAAUGUAUAGUGAAGCAUUUAAUUAAGUACAUAGUUUGUGCAUUUGCAUA
Daucus carota subsp. sativus is the source of this 2163-nucleotide messenger RNA. Its product is annotated as aspartyl protease APCB1. Gene Ontology annotation, biological process: proteolysis. Bases 297 to 2012 code for a protein of 571 amino acids. Gene Ontology annotation, molecular function: aspartic-type endopeptidase activity. The record is from RefSeq and is a predicted model, not a curated record. The transcript has 9 exons. Lineage: Eukaryota; Viridiplantae; Streptophyta; Magnoliopsida; Apiales; Apiaceae.